Messenger RNA from Recurvomyces mirabilis, 963 nucleotides. It is a transcript of the gene HIS1, whose product is annotated as ATP phosphoribosyltransferase (ATP-PRTase) (ATP-PRT). The coding region runs from base 1 to 963 and encodes 320 amino acids. Lineage: Eukaryota; Fungi; Ascomycota; Dothideomycetes; Mycosphaerellales; Teratosphaeriaceae. Gene Ontology annotation, cellular component: cytoplasm. Gene Ontology annotation, biological process: L-histidine biosynthetic process. Gene Ontology annotation, molecular function: ATP phosphoribosyltransferase activity; magnesium ion binding. The record is from RefSeq and is a predicted model, not a curated record. The transcript is spliced from 3 exons.
AUGUCGCUCCUUGAACAACUAAACGGCCGCCUCCUCUUCGCAGUCCCCAAAAAAGGCCGCCUUCAAGAAAAAGCCUUCGCCCUGCUCAAAGGCUCCGACAUCCAAUUCAACCGCCCCGACCGCAGCGACAUCGCCUUCAGCUCCAACACCCCCGUCGCCCUCGUCUUCCUCCCCGCAGCCGACAUCCCCGCAUUCGUCGGCCGCGGUAAUGGCGCCCUAGGAAUCACAGGCUCAGAUUGCAUCCAAGAGUACGAAGCCCGGGAACCUCCUACUUCCACGACGGGGGUCGAGCAUGUGCUAGAUUUGCGGUUCGGGGUGUGUAAGUUGCAGGUGCAGGUUCCCGAACAUGGGGAGAUCCAGACGCCUGAGCAGUUGGUGGGGAAGACGAUUGCGACGAGUUUUGAUGGGUUGUCGCGGAGGUACUUUCGGGAGUUGGAGGGGAAACAGGGUGCGACUAGUACUUUUACUAAUGGGGAGGGAGGGGGUGCGAAUGGGGAGGCCAAAUUGAAGACUAACAUUCUACAUUUGAGUGGGAGUGUGGAGGCCGCUUACUCGCUUGGCAUGGCGGACGCCGUCGUAGAUCUCGUUGAAUCCGGCCUAACCAUGCGUUCCGCCGGCCUAAAACCCAUCGCCACAGUCCUAACCAGCAGCGCCACGCUCAUAAAAUCCAAACACCCCUCGGACCCGGCCUGGGUCUCCAAAAUCACCGCCCGAAUCCAAGGCGUCAUCACAGCUCAACGCUACGUCCUCUGCUGCUACAACGUAGAGCGGACGAAACUGGAAAAGUGCUCCAAGAUUACGCCCGGGAAACGGGCGCCGACGGUGAAUAAUUUGGAAGAGGAAGGAUGGGUGGCUGUGCAGGCUAUGGUUGAGUCGGGGCAGGUGGCGACGGUGAUGGAUGAGUUGAGUUUGGCCGGGGCGCAUGAUAUUCUCAUUAUGAAGUUGGAGAAUACGCGGCAGUAG